AAGGUUGGUACGCAGCUCUCAAGUAAUUGCUCAAGAAAAAAAAUACAUUGGCCCCUAUUAUGAGUUGCAUUCGAUCUUCGCUAUUCGCUGGCUAUCGAAAAUCGAAUGUCAAAUUCGUAUUAUGAGCUAUGCAACCUUUUCGUUUAGCAUCGAAAUGGCUUUCGAACAGAAUUUACCUAUCGACAGCGUAGCGUAGUGAAUGGAAAUUUGUGAAAAUGUCGAAAGUCGUGAGCACUAAACAGCAAUUGGAGAAACUGGUAGCUUUAAUGGAAGAAAAUCCACAAUUUUCAAGAGGGAUUUGCACCAAAGUUCAGGCGGCAACACAAUGGGAGGGAUUUGCUUUGGAGCUAAACUGUUUGGGUCCACCAACUAGACCAGCGGCAAAGUGGAUGAAGGUAUGGGCUGAUAUGAAGUCAAAGACAAAGAAAAAACUGUCCCAAAACAAAGCGGAGUACAGAGCAACAGGCGGAGGUACUAACAGGCUGCAGGGAUUUUCUAAUACUGAAGAGAGUAUUAUUGGCAUACUCGAGUUUAAUGCCUGCAUAAACCCGCCGGGAGCCGAAUUUGGUCUGGAUAUAAGUGGCGAUGUUGAACCACAACUUUCAGCUCCACCAAAUCCCACCCCACAUCCUCAGGCUGAAAACCUAAGGAAAGUGAAGUGGAGUUUCAUUCUGAGGCUUACGAGCCUCCAGCACGCAAAAAGCGGCCAAUUAAAAAAUGCAACAAGACAGAGAGGCUGAGGUUACUGGACUCCGAGACAAAUCCCCAGAAACAGUUCUACGAAGAAAUGGUCUCCACUUUAGGUCAUAGGAAAAUGUGCUGAAGAAAAAGUGGAAUACCAAAAGAAACAGUAUGAACUGGAUAAAAGCGCAACAGAGGUAAUGCUACAGCUGAAAAGGGAAAAAUUGCGGGUUUACAAAGAAGAAGUCUUAAAAAGCCAGCAAGAUCGCAGAACAAAAUUGGAGUUAAAACUUGCAAUUUUAGAGCUAAAAAAAAAAUUAAAUAAUUCUUAACUUUUAUAUUUAGAUCUAAGUUUAAGUGCCUUAAAGAGACUGAAUUAAUAUUUUUUGUUUUUAUAUUGCUAUUUCAAGACUGUAUACACUUCUAAGUAGAAUAGGUAAAUGAAAUAUGUGAUAUUUUUCGGUUUUUAUUAGUAUC
Molecule: messenger RNA, 1158 nt
Organism: Bactrocera dorsalis (oriental fruit fly)
Lineage: Eukaryota; Metazoa; Arthropoda; Insecta; Diptera; Tephritidae
Exons: 3
Coding region: 216-740 (174 amino acids)
Source: RefSeq, a predicted model, not a curated record